AUGAAUCUAUCUAUACUUAUACCGCUUCUUAACGAAGAGGAAUCACUAAAAGAACUCUAUUCGUGGAUUAUUAAAGUGAUGCAAUCUAACAAUUACUCUUAUGAAAUCAUUUUUGUAGAUGAUGGAAGUACGGAUGAUUCUUGGAAUAUUAUCGAAAGUUUUUCUAACGAAAACCCUAACGUAAAGGGAAUUCGUUUCAUGAAGAACUUUGGAAAAUCACAGGCCCUUCAUGCUGGUUUUGCAAAAGCGCAAGGAGACGUUAUUAUUACUAUGGAUGCCGAUUUGCAGGAUAGCCCGGAUGAGAUUCCAGGAUUAUACGAAAUGAUCACGGCUCAAAAAUUUGAUUUGGUUUCGGGCUGGAAAAAGAAACGUUACGACUCUGUAGUGGCAAAAAACCUUCCGUCUAAACUUUUUAACUGGGCAGCCAGAAAAACUUCAGGGGUUGAAUUGAAUGAUUUCAACUGCGGAUUAAAAGCCUACAAAAAUACUGUGGUAAAAAACAUUGAAGUUUCGGGCGAGAUGCACCGAUACAUUCCUGUUUUGGCCAAAAAUGCCGGUUUUAAUAAAAUUGGCGAAAAAGUGGUGAUUCACCAGGCACGUAAAUAUGGCGAAACCAAAUUUGGAAUGGAACGUUUUAUAAACGGUUUCCUUGAUUUAAUCACAAUUUGGUUCUUGUCAAGAUUCGGAAAAAGACCAAUGCACCUAUUUGGAGCAAUGGGUUCUCUGA
Molecule: messenger RNA, 727 nt
Organism: Tuber aestivum (summer truffle)
Lineage: Eukaryota; Fungi; Ascomycota; Pezizomycetes; Pezizales; Tuberaceae
Source: the annotation of a GenBank genome assembly